This is a messenger RNA of Abrus precatorius (Indian licorice), 2486 nucleotides long. Its product is annotated as calmodulin-binding receptor kinase CaMRLK-like. The transcript is spliced from 2 exons. Gene Ontology annotation, biological process: protein phosphorylation. The record is from RefSeq and is a predicted model, not a curated record. NCBI's taxonomy places the organism in Eukaryota, Viridiplantae, Streptophyta, Magnoliopsida, Fabales, Fabaceae. Bases 59 to 2089 code for a protein of 676 amino acids. Gene Ontology annotation, molecular function: ATP binding; protein binding; protein kinase activity.
AUCCGAAGGAGGCGUUGAGGUAUAAUAGGGCACGAGAUUGAGACGGUGAAGCUAAGAAAUGAGGCCCUUUUGCAGGUUCUCGAUUCUCCUUGCGCUGGUUGCUCUCGUGGAAUCUUCAUGCAACAGUGAAGACCAAAACCUGGUGUCAAAGGCCUUCCAAUCUGUCUCAGGAUUCAACGCUUCCUGGUUCCAUAAAACAGGUUCCAACUGUUUAGAUAUUCAGAUUAAGGAGAUAGAGCUUCCUUCCAAAAACUUGAGUGGAAGUAUCUCGUGGAGAUAUCUGAGGAACAUGUCAAAGUUGCAGGUUCUGGAUCUGUCUGGGAAUUCUCUACAAGGCCAGGUCCCAAACUGGUUCUGGGCAAGCUCAACCUUAUUGGUAGUGAAUCUUUCCAAGAACAAAUUCGGAGGGAGCAUUGCGUUGAAACCCACUUCCCAAAAUGCUUCCUUUUCAUCACUUCAAACACUCAAUCUCUCAUACAACAGGUUCACCAAUCUACUACACCUCUCUGGUUUCUCAAACCUUAAAAGCCUCGACCUUUCCCAUAACAACCUCGGCACGUUACCUUCGGGGUUCCAAAACCUCACCAAUCUACGCCACCUCGAUCUCUCAAGCUGCAACAUCAAAGGAAACGUAAAACCCAUUUCUUUCCUUCCCUCACUCGCCCACUUAGACUUGUCUAACAACACAUUGAACGGUAGUUUCCCCUCUGACUUUCCUCCCCUGAACGCCAUCAAAUUCUUGAACAUAUCUCACAACAACUUCAAAGCAUCGGUUACCUUAGAUAAGUUCAAAAAAUUCGGCAAAUCCGCGUUCAUCCACGCCGGCAACAACUUCAACUACAACUACAACGCAUCCAAAACGCCAAAACUUGGUUCAAGCGAAAACCCAAAACCCAUUCACGCGAAGCAGAGAGGGAAACAAAAGCCAAAGCAAAAGUCAAAACGCAAAACGAAAAGCAUGAUUGCGGGAGUGUCCUCUGGCUCAGCAGUUCUGGUAGUGGUUUUGUGUAUGUGUGGUGUGUGGGGUUACAGAAGGAAGAGGGAAAUGGCGAAGAAGAACAAAUGGGCAAUAUCGAAACCGGUCCCAAUGAGCAUUAAGAUGGAGAAAUCAGGACCGUUCGCGUUUGAGACAGAGUCAGGGACAUCGUGGGUGGCUGACCUGAAAGAACCCUCUUCUGCACCUGUGGUGAUGUUCGAGAAGCCAUUGAUGAACCUGACCUUCGUAGACCUCAUCGCUGCCACGUCACACUUCGGCAAGGACUCUCUCCUCGCUGAGGGGAGGUGUGGCCCUGUUUACCGUGCUGUCUUGCCCGGAGACAUCGACGUGGCAAUCAAGGUCCUCGAAAACGCCAGAGACGUUGUUCAUCAUCAAGCUGUCUCUACCUUCGUUGACCUCUCAAAACUCAAACACCCCAAUCUCUUGCCCCUCUCGGGUUACUGCAUUGCAGGGAAAGAGAAGCUGGUAUUGUACGAGUUUAUGUCAAACGGAGAUUUGAGUAGGUGGCUGCACGAGCUACCAUCGGGUGAGACUAACGUGGAGGAUUGGAGUGGGGACACGUGGGAGAUUCAAAACGGCGCCGUUUCUCGAGCCUCGCCCCCGGAAAAGAUGGGGUGGCCAAUACGGCACCGUAUUGCCGUGGGGGUGGCGCGCGGGCUAGCUUUUCUCCACCACGCGGGGUCGAGGCCCGUCGUGCACGGCCAUCUGGUGACGUCGAACGUCCUUCUCGCCGACGAUUUCGAGCCCCGAAUUGCCGAUUUCGGGUUCCGGAAAAUCGGGCAAGAAACUGCUCCCAAUUGCACCACCGAGACCGACGUGUACUGCUUCGGAGUGGUGCUGAUGGAGCUGCUGACGGGGAAGCCCGGCACAGCGGAGACGGUGGUUUGGGUGAGGAAACUGGUGAGAGAGGGUCACGGGGUGAGGGCGCUGGACGAGAGGCUCGAACUCGGUGGCGGCGACUCGGAGAGUGAGAUGGUGGAGAGUCUCCGGGUUGCGUAUUUGUGUACGGCGGAAUCGCCAGCGAAGAGGCCCACCAUGCAGCAGGUGUUGGGCCUUCUCAAAGAUAUUCAUCCUAGCCCGGGACUGGACUGAGUUGACUCGCACAACUGAAUCGUUCUGUUUUUUAAACUGUUUCUAUUUUUCAACCCCACGCGACUCGGAAGUGUUUGAGGCUUAAGCUCGAUGAGCAAUUCCUCGUUGCAUAGCACGUGGCAAUGGAGUUUUGGACCAUGUUUUUAUUUUUUUUAAAUAUAAAAUAUGGUUAUGAUUGCCAUGUAUACCAUAAAGUUCAGGAAAAAGAAAAAGUGAAAAGGAGAAAAAGGUGGACAACAUGAAGUGGGGUAGGAGUAGGAGGAGAAGCAGGGAAGUAUAGGGAAGCCUGAGAUCAGGCAAUUGAUGAAUGGGAGUGUUGUGUAAUAUCUUUUUUGUGGUGAGCAUGCUUAGGGCAGAGAAUCCCACUAAUUACUUGUCUCUUCUAAGAGGGGCUUCC